Messenger RNA from Ectocarpus siliculosus, 984 nucleotides. The record is from the annotation of a GenBank genome assembly. NCBI's taxonomy places the organism in Eukaryota, Phaeophyceae, Ectocarpales, Ectocarpaceae.
AUGACUGCUCUAGAACUCGCGUUCCUGGACCCGAAAACCAUCAAGGACUCGCAGAUGGAUGAGGUAACUCACGUCGUGAGCAGGGCGUUUCAAGAUUUCAACACCUCCAUCGGCGCCCCCGUAGAGGUGUACGAAGAGGAGUUCGGACACCCUGAGACGGGCCCGGGCAUUAUUCAAAGCAUCUGCAAGUCACACGAGGCGUACGCGGUGGUGGCGGACGGCGGGGCCGGCAAGAUCGUGGGUGUGUCCUUCGUCGACGUGCACGCGAAAGGCUCGAGGGUGGCCUGCCUGGGGCCCGUGUCGUCCAUAGCCCCAGGUGCCGGCAAGAAGUCGUUCGUGGCCGCUUGCGCCUACGCCGAGGAGCUCGGUUUCUCUACCCUGGUCCUGAUGCAAAUCGCGGCCAACUCGCGAUCGUUCUCCCUGUACGCCAAGCUUGGGUUCGAGACAAAGCACACGUGCCAAUACAUGGGAGGAUUCUUGGAGCCGCCGUCUGAGGGGAGCCUGUCGCCCCCCCCCGCGCCUAGCGGGGUAACCCUAAAGGCCAUGGUCGCGGGGGAUGUCGAGGAAUGCGCGGAAAUGUUUCUCGAGGCACACGGGAAGGGCUGCGGCUGGGACCGCCGUGCGGAUAUCACCGGUUGCUUGGAGUCCGGCGCCCCGUUCCCGAUGCUGGUGGCCCGAGAUGCAGAUGGCAAGGUGGUUGGCUACACCACAGGGUUCUACCUAAUGGGACAUACCGUGGCGAAGUCGCAGGACAUCUUCUGCGACAUGUUCCGAGAGAGCUCGAAGCUGCACCAACAGGCUGGGCUGCCUUGCCCAAGGUUCCACUGUCCCGUGGAGUUCACGGGCCUCUUAUCGUGGGCGUUGGCGCAGAAAGGGCUCAGGAUUUUCCGGGCGACGAUAGUGAUGGCCAGAGGGCACUACGAGCAUACCCCGUGGCAGGACGCCAUCGGGAACGUCGUUGCCCCAAGCGCCAGCGGUCACUGA